CUGUAAUCUGCAGGUGAGGCUGGGGGAGGGUGUUUGCUGUGACUGACUGGAGCUCCUCUGUCAUGUAGGAACACUUUACUUGAUUGAGGAAUAAAAACAGGAAUGCUGAAAGGAGAAAAAGACUGAGGCUCAGAGGCUGAUAAAGUCAAAUAUUUACUUUUAAUCUGCUUUUAUUCUCUGUUUUACCUCGUUGUCAAUAUCAUUUACCCAAAUAAAGCGAUUUUAAUUGAAUUAAUGUUUAUUGUUGUUAAUUAUUAUUGAUUUGACAGAUGCUCUUGUGUUGAGUUGCUAUACUGACACAUAAUAGCAUUCAGUGGCCUUUAUACGUUGGCUUAUAAGUGGCCUCUCUCACUUUGAUAAGGGUUUAAACAUUACGUUACCUUUAAAAUAAUAUAUUUGAUUGUUGCAUUACUGAAGAAGAACACAACGAGUUUAACCUUUAGGAUAAUCGGUCAAUUUGAAAUGAACUCCAGGCCGCAGGUGGCGCGCGGUUCUACACAGACGAAGACGAAGAUCCAUCCGCCAUAUUUGUUGUCGCAGAUUCGACAGAAACCUCUGCAGAAGUAAAUUAAGUAUAAUGGAUGUAUUUAAACUGCGCUCUGCCAAUACAAACAAGGGUUAAAUCGUUUUUUCGAGUCAUUUUUACGUAGUUCUGAUUUAAAAAUGAUGGAUACAGAGCAAGCAGACGGUUCGUCAGUCUUCAUGUGCAAAAUAUGCAACUUGUUCUCUCCCAGUAAACCAUUGCUGCUGUCUCAUGUUACUGAGACUCACUCAAAUGAAGGAGGGGAUCCUGACUCUUUUAUUAUAGCACUUAAGCCUUUAACAACUCAGGAGCCACAGAAUUCAGAAGUUGUUUUGAAAAGAAAACGUGGAAGACCAAAAGGCUCUACUAAGAAAGUCCAACCAGAAAAGGUCCAGAAAAUAACACCUAAUCAGCAGGAGAAAGAGUCCACUGCGAUACACCCGCUAGCCGGAGAGCCUAGUGAGGAUGGCAGUGAUCUGGAGUGCAAGAGAUGCAAUCGUGUAUUCAGCAACAGGAGACAAAUCUCCAAACACAUUUGCUUUGUAGGACUGAAAGAGGCUGCUGAGGAAGAAGAGUAUGGUAAUAAUACUGAUGCAAAUAAAAUCAGUGAUGGAGAAGAGGAGAAAGAGAGGACACCAAAGAAAGCUCGAGCGAUGCGGACAGAUAAGCCGUCCAGUGCAAAGGACCCAGAAUCAGCAAGCGGCAACAAAAACCCUAUUAUUAGUGUGGUCCUUACUAAUCACGAGGCCAUGCCUGGUGCCUCUAAAAUAGUUCCUAUCGAAGCAGCUCCAGCUGAACCAUCCACCCAGACUGUUGCAGACGCAGGUUCCCAGGAGGGAGCGAUGAAAAGGGGAUACCAGGAAUAUGCCAUUCAGCAAGCUGCUUAUGAAGCACCCCUCAAAUCAAACAGGUUAGGACAGACACAGCUUAAAAUCUUCACAUGUGAAUACUGCAAUAAAGUCUUCAAGUUCAAACAUUCACUGCAGGCUCACUUAAGAAUCCACACCAAUGAGAAACCAUUCAAGUGCCCGCAGUGUGACUACGCCAGCGCUAUCAAGGCCAAUCUUAGUGUUCAUAUACGGAAACACACCGGCGAGAAAUUCAGCUGUGAGCUGUGCUCAUUUAAUUGCCUCAGUAAAGGACACCUCAAAGUGCACGUGGAGCGAGUGCACAAAAAGAUCAAGCAGCACUGCCGAUUCUGCAAGAAGAAAUACUCUGACGUGAAGAACCUUCUUAAACACAUCCGCGAGACUCACGACAUGAGCGACAAGAAAGUACAGGACUCCUACAAUGAGUACAGCCUCCAGACCAGGGAGGGCAAGAGACAGCUUCUGUACAACUGUCAAAUAUGCGACCGCAAGUUCAAGAACGAGCUUGAGCGUGACCGUCACAUGAUGGUUCAUGGCAACAAGAGACCCUUCGGCUGCGAGCUAUGCGAUCACGGCUCAACCAAAUUCCAAGCCUUGCAAGCCCACAUCCGAAAGCAUCCCUUCAUCUACGUGUGUGCCGUUUGCCAGGAAAAGUUUGUCAGCUCUGUGCGGCUUAAGUCGCAUCUCAGAGAGUUCCACCCGGAAUCUGAUGAACCCUCUGCUUUUGCAGACUCCAUCAAUUCCAGCUUUUGCUUGCUCAAACCAGGCGACGACAUUCAGAAGGACAUGUUGAAUCAGGAUGAGCUUAAGAUCACAGAAGAGCUGUCGCAGCUCAACGCCCAGGAGCUGUUAACCACAGAAAUGACUUGCUUGGGUCAAGAGGACCUUCAAACUCAAUGCUCCGAUAGUUUAGUGGUGGAGUCAGACCUUCUUGUACAGAACUCACAGGAUGGAAAUCCUGUUUCAGACAGUAUGAAUAAGAUAGACACGUCUGCCGUAGCACAAACACAAGAGAUGGUCUGUGAAGAUGAAAUCAAUUCCCAAAGGCUUCAAGAGUGCUGUAUGACAGAAGAUCAGAAUCCUGCUCAAGAAACUGCACCUUUGACGCCUGAAAAACCCCAAACGCACUCAGAGCAGCUAGUAUCAAAUGACACAUUUCCUCAAACCGAGAAAGAGGUGAUUGUGCCACAAACUAACGCCGAUGAGGACUUACUCGGUUCAGAGCUAGAAGAAAUAUCUUCUUUCAAGCAGAUUGUAGAGCAGAUGCAAAAACGACAGCUGAACAUGGAAGUUUUUGAACGGAUCCGGAAAGUGUAUGGAGACCUUGAAUGUGAAUACUGUGGGAAGCUUUUCUGGUAUCAGGUGCACUACAAUACGCAUGUGCGAACGCACACCAAAGAGCACCUCCAUUACUGUUCUCAGUGCAAUUAUUCCUCCAUCACUAAAAACUGCCUGAAGCGGCAUGUCAUCCAGAGACACUCGGACAUCCUGCUGAAGUGUCCCUCUGAAGGAUGCCAGUACUGUACUCCUGACAAAUACAAACUUCAGGCUCAUCUCAAAACCCAUUCGGACAUUAUCAAACGAAGUUUUAUAUGCCCAGUAUGUCAAGAGACUGUUCCCGAAGACAAAGUUAGAGCUCAUAUCAAAAGCAACCAUCCGGAUGUGUCGCUGAACUACAUCUCGGAAACGUUGGGACUACGUGUACAUGUGAAAGGAGUGAUCGGGAAACGAGCUUCCAAAUGCCCGUACUGUGAUUGCUUCUUCACAAGGAAUGGGGCAGAUCUUCAGCAGCACAUAUGGGCCCAUGAAGGACUGAAACCGUACAAAUGUUCACAAUGUGAUUAUGCCUCAAGGAGUAAAAGCAACCUCAAAGCUCACAUGAAUAGACACAGUACUGAGAAAACACAUCUUUGUGACCUCUGCGGAAAAAAGUUCAAGUCUAAAUGCACUCUGAAAAGUCAUAAGCUCAUGCACACAGCAGACGGAAAACAGUUCAGAUGUACUGAGUGUGACUUCACUGCUGCACUGAGACCGCAUCUCCUUCGUCACAUGGAGCAGCAUGCUUCUUUCAAACCUUUCCGUUGUGCACACUGCCACUACUCGUGCAACAUCUCAGGCUCUCUGAAAAGACACUAUAACAAAAAACAUCCCAACGCUCAGUAUAUCAAUGCUGGAACAGGAGUGUCCUCUUCCGAAACUGUGAUAGAGCAAGGUGGAGUCAAAUGUCCUGUGUGCAAUUUCGUUUAUGGCACUAAAUGGGAAAUGAACAGACAUCUUAAGAGCAAACAUGGUCUCAAAGUAGUGGAGACCGACAGUCUUGGUCUGAAUCAGUGGGAGGUAGUGGAGUCAGUGGAGGAGCCGGCCAUGCAGUACCUUCACAUAGCUGAGACUGAGGGUCCACGAGGAACAGAGACCGCUGUAUCAGCUCUGCAGGACCUGCGCUUCAACACACAAAAUGGUGUUGUGUCUGCGGCAGCGGGAGACAGACUAGACCCGGCGUCUGUCAACAUCCUGCAGCAGAUCAUUGAUCUGGGCUCAGAGAAUCAUGAUGCUGCUGUGGCUUCUGUGGUUGCCAUGGCUCCCGGUACAGUUACUGUUCUGGAGCAGGUGGAGCAGGAGGAGCCGCAGGCCAAUCAUGCCAUGCUGAUCCAGGAUGCACUGCAGCAGGCCACAGUGGGCCUGGGAGAAGAGCACCACCUAGUGUUGUCUUCAGAUGAAAUGGAGGGCAUCAAAACUGUUACAGUGUAUACGCAGGAAGACGCAUCCCAGUUCAUAGUCUAUGUUCAGGAGUCUGUGCAAACUGAGGAGACCAGCACAGUAUAGACCGUAGUAAGACCAUACAUAUGGGGUUUAAAACUACUAGCUAUCUAGUUCAAAUGCUGUUCAAGUGUUCCGUUCUAGUUUUACUUCUGCUAUAGUUAAUCCAGUCAGGUCUUGAGUGGAUUAUUGCAGCCAUACAUAUGCUUAUAGGGCCUUAUCUUGCACAAUUGUAAAUAAUCUGAAACAGUGGCAGUGAAUAGCCAGCCUCGUGCUACAAAAAAAUUGUAAUACAAAAAGAUCAGUUAGUUUUAAGACCUAAUCACAGUAAAGCCAGCUGCACAUAACUAAGAAUCUAUUUUAGAAAUGUGAUUUUCUUUUUUUGUGUGCCUUCAUUGUACGUAUGUAACAGAGUUACUGUGUGACUCUGGACUUCUCCACACUUUUUAUAUAACGCUCCCAUACAGUGUAUGGCUGUCAUUAUAGUAAACUGAGUUAUUUAAUG
This is a messenger RNA of Carassius gibelio (silver crucian carp), 4654 nucleotides long. Its product is annotated as zinc finger protein ZFAT. NCBI's taxonomy places the organism in Eukaryota, Metazoa, Chordata, Actinopteri, Cypriniformes, Cyprinidae. The coding region runs from base 664 to 4215 and encodes 1183 amino acids. Gene Ontology annotation, biological process: regulation of gene expression. The transcript has 16 exons. The record is from RefSeq and is a predicted model, not a curated record. Gene Ontology annotation, cellular component: nucleus.